This is a messenger RNA of Auanema sp. JU1783, 618 nucleotides long. NCBI's taxonomy places the organism in Eukaryota, Metazoa, Nematoda, Chromadorea, Rhabditida, Rhabditidae. The record is from the annotation of a GenBank genome assembly.
AUGCUUUUCAUGCUAAUUUGUUUAAUACAAAUACAAAUUGGUCAAACGCACGAACGUUCAGCUGAAGACUGUGAGUUGGAUCUUAGAAGAGGAACUGCUGGUCCAAAUAAAGGAUUUAGAUAUUAUUAUGACAAAGAGCUAGCUAUGUGCUUCAAAUAUUAUUUCGAAGGGAAUGAUGAAGGAUACAACUCUUUCGCAACAGAAGAUGAUUGUUUUGCGUACUGUAUACCACAGGAUUAUAACACCUGUGGUGCCAAUAAAUCUCCAAAUGGCUUUUGCUCGGAUCUGAUGAAAUGUCCAGAUCAUUCGAGCUGUCGUUUUGGUGGUUUUGGGUUUGGAAUAUGUUGUGAUAAACAAACUGAAGAGGACUGGAAUAACGAUUAUACACCCAAAUGCGAAAACGGUGGUGAAGUAGUUCAGUUGGAGCGUUGGUGGGGAAAAACAGAACUGUUGGGCAAAAGCUGCGAUCACAAAUUCUGCCCUGGUGAUAGCACGUGUCAUUCGGGAAAAUGGUUAUCCUAUUGCUGUAAAAGCAGAAGUCGAGCAAACCGAGUUAAAGGAGAAUCAAGACAAAUCAUAGCAGCUGAUUCUCCCACACAAGCAUCUAUGUCUUAUUAA